AUGUAUGAACAAGUUAAUUCUGGGAAAUGGAAAGAUGUAAAAUUAUACUUAAGAAAAACAAUAACAAUUGCAUCAUAUUUAAAACUACUGGUCCACUUGAAACACUCUAUUAGACUGACAGAGGACUUCAUCAAAGAGUCAUUUAUGAUAAUUGAUCAUGGUAUCCUUUUUGGGUGUCCACUUAAUGAAGAACCAAAGUUAUUACAAAAGUGUGCAUCAGUUAUAAAUCCAUUUGCUUCGCAGCUGUAUAUUAAUGAAUACUUAAAUUCAGAAACAACCAGUGCUGUAGUGUUUGAAAAUAAUUUUAAUAAUUUGACAUCAAUUGAUAUUUUAGAUUGUCCAAGUAUGGAGACAUUUUUAAGAGACUAUAUUUUAAAAGAGAAACCUGUAGUUUUAGAAAAUUGUAUAAACCAUUGGCCAGCAAUGGAGAAAUGGAAAGAUCAGAAUUACUUUUUAAAGCUUGCUGGUUUGAGAACAGUAGCAGUUGAAUUAGGUAGAGAUUAUACGAAUGCUGAAUGGACUCAAAAACUAAUGACAUUGGAAGAAUUUAUAAAGAAUCAUAUAUUUAACUCAAAUGGACCAGUGGGCUAUCUCGCUCAGUAUCAACUUUUUGAACACAUCCCGGAACUGAAAAAUGAUAUUGCAGAGCCUGAAUAUUGCUGCUUUUCUGAUGUUAAUGAUAGUGUAGACACUAUGGCAUGGUUUGGCCCUAAAGGUACCUUGUCACCACUACAUUAUGAUGCAAAAAAAAAUUUGUUAGCUCAAGUAGUUGGUAGAAAACAUAUGUUUCUUUUCUCACCAAAAGAUUCUGAUUAUUUAUAUCCAUAUGAUUCCGAGUUGUUACAUAAUACAGCCAAAGUGGACCCUAGAAAGCCUAACUUGGAAAAAUACCCCAAAUAUAAGGAAGCUACACCAUACUAUUGUACUUUAAAUCCGGGACAAAUGUUAUUUAUACCACCCAAAUGGUGGCAUUGUGUUGAAUCAUUAUCGGUCAGUUUUUCAGUAAGUUUUUGGUGGGAAUGA
Parnassius apollo (apollo) is the source of this 1023-nucleotide messenger RNA. NCBI's taxonomy places the organism in Eukaryota, Metazoa, Arthropoda, Insecta, Lepidoptera, Papilionidae. The record is from the annotation of a GenBank genome assembly.